AUGGAUGUUGCGGAGUCUCCCCAUGGAAACAUGGGGCUGUUAAGGACCUUUGAUUCCUCUGAGUUUGGCAGCUGGCAGAAGAUUGGCUCUGGUGGCUUUGGACAAGUAUACAAAGUUCGGCACAAACAGUGGAAAACAUGGCUGGCUAUUAAGUGCCCCCCCUCCCUUCAUGUGGAUGACAAGGACCGCUCUGAACUGCUCGAGGAGGCAAAGAAGAUGGAGGCUGCAAAGUUUCGAUACAUACUGCCGGUUUAUGGGAUCUGUGGGGACCCGCAGGGCCUGGUCAUGGAGUACAUGGAGACUGGUUCUCUUGAAACUCUGCUGGCUAAUGAGCCAUUGCCCUGGGAGCUCCGCUUUCGCAUCAUCCAUGAAACCGCUGUGGGCAUGAACUUCCUGCACUGCAUGUACCCACCAUUACUUCACCUCGACCUGAAGCCCGCCAACAUCCUGCUUGAUGCACACUAUCAUGUCAAGAUCUCUGAUUUUGGUUUGGCUCGAUGGAAUGGCCUGUCUCGGGGUGACGAUAUCAGCAGGGAUGGCUUCUGUGGUACUAUUGCCUACCUGCCUCCUGAGAGCAUCAUUGAGAAGGACCGAGUGUCUGAUACCAAACAUGAUGUUUACAGCUUCUCUAUUGUUAUCUGGGGAAUACUGACACAGAAAAAGCCCUACCAAGGGGAGAAUAACAUCUUGCAGAUCAUGGUGAAGGUAGUGAAAGGGGUCAGACCAGACAUGGGGGCUGUGCCUCGUUCCAGACCUUCAGCCUGUGCUGGCUUCCUGAGCCUCAUGCAGCGCUGUUGGGCCACCAACCCCAAUGCAAGACCCAGUUUCCAAGAAAUCACAUCUGAGGCUGAGGAACUUUGCAGUAAACCUCAAGAGGAACCGAAGAGUCCCACAUUAUCUACUUCUGUGCCAGAGCUCGCUGCCGCCAACAGGCCGCUUUCUGAUGAGGUCAAAGGCGCCAAACCAGUGCGACCAAAGUCAGCCAUGUUGCCGGAAAAAGAUUACAGCCUGUCAGAACUGCUCAGCCAAGUGGAUUCUGGAAUUUCUAGGAGCUUUGAUAGAUUGAAAGAGGACAGCUGCCACAGCAAAGAGAGCACGUGUAAAAGGCUGUCGGGCAUCUCCUCGGCAGAUUCCGCCUUCUCCUCUCAAGACUCCAUCACAUCGUCCUUCGAGAAGGAAAACUCGUAUGACUUGGCUGAGAUCCAGAAACGAAAACUUUGUGAGGCCAUCCGUAUAAAAGAUACUGCAAAACUCAUGAAGAUCCUACAGCCCCAGGAUGUAGACCUCCUGCUGGAGGGAGGGGACAGCCUGCUGCACCACGCCAUCACCUUGAACAAUGAGGAGGCUGUAAAGUUUCUGCUGCUGAAUAAUGCCAAUUCUAACCUUGCUAAUGCUCGUGGCUCCACUCCUCUGCACCUGGCCACAGAGAAACAUCUGAAGCCUCUGGUGGAAACACUUCUUGGCCGUCGCAGCACUAAUGUGAAUGCCAAGGAUGAAGACCAGUACACACCGCUGCACUGGGCCGCACAGAAUGGAGAUGAGGCCAUCACGCGCCUUUUGCUGGACAAAGGCGCUGCUAUCAAUGAGACUGAUGGUCAAGGACGCUCUCCAGCUCAUGUGGCCUGCCAGCACGGGCAAGAGAAUGUAAUUAGGGUGCUUUUGAGCCGAGGCGCCGAUGUCCACGUCAGAGGAAAAGACAACUGGACGGCCCUGCACUUUGCCGCCUGGCAAGGUCACCUGGGAAUCGUCAAACUACUGGUGAAGCAGGCGUGUUCAGACAUAGACGGCCAGACCACAGAUGGGCGCACACCAUUGCAUUUAGCUUCUCAAAGAGGACAAUACAGAGUGGCACGCAUCCUGAUUGAACUGGGAGCAGAUGUGCACACGACAGCUUUGGGCUCCUACACAGCUUUGCAUGUGGCUGCAGAGACGGGACACACCAGCACCUCCCGCCUCCUAAUCAAGCACAAGGCUGAUAUCCAUGCUCGGAACUCUGUGGGCCUCAACCCCCUGCACCUGGCAUCCCAGCGCGGGCACUUGGCCACAGUGAAGAUGUUGAUUGAGGAGGGGGCAGACCCUGACAGGUUUGAGUCUGAUGAGGACCAUUGCGCAGAGACAUUUCCACAGUGGUAUGUUCCGGAGCUGCUGUGGAUUUGCCGUGACGCGCUCGGAUCUCCGUGUUUACCUCCGGGGGAAGAGGUCUGGGGGCUAACAAAGCACUCACGACCCAACUUCUGCAACGACAAAGGUCAGCUUUUUCCAUAG
Molecule: messenger RNA, 2265 nt
Organism: Knipowitschia caucasica
Lineage: Eukaryota; Metazoa; Chordata; Actinopteri; Gobiiformes; Gobiidae
Source: the annotation of a GenBank genome assembly